Molecule: messenger RNA, 3111 nt
Organism: Macrosiphum euphorbiae (potato aphid)
Lineage: Eukaryota; Metazoa; Arthropoda; Insecta; Hemiptera; Aphididae
Source: the annotation of a GenBank genome assembly
AUGUCUUCGACGAAUAAACAUGAUUCUGAUAAAGAUGAUGAAAUUGAACAAUGUAGAGUUGUCCCGGAUGAAAAGUACAAAAAAUGGAAUAGUAACAUUGGUAGUGGUAAUAAAUUUGCAAGACGAGCUCGUUCAUUUAAAGAAGAUUUGUUGGAUAUUAUAUCAUCUGCGAUGCGAUCGCCUAGCCAUAGUACCAUCAGUUCCAGGAGUGGUUCUCCUAAAAAUGGUUUGCCAAAGCAAAGACAUGCUUCAUCAGGAAGUAGUCCUAAGCGAUCCCUUAAUGACAUCGACUUUCAUGUUAGACAAGUUCAGAUAGCCUUAAGACAUUUCCUUGAUGUAGUAACAAAAAAUAAACUAGAAAUGUUACCGGGAAAUGGUACAGUAGUUUUAGAAACAGUAACAACAAUCUGUGGGGUGUUUAAAUCAUACGAUAUCAAUGAACAAAGUUCACUAGUUGUAUCUGCUUUAAAUCAAGUGUACCAAAGCGUAGCACAAUUGAUUAAGUUAUGUGAUGAUGUUCUCAUAUUUGGAGAAAAAGCAAUCAAUACGGAUAAUGUAUCAGAUAUACUGCGUUUGGUAGAGCUAGCUAUUCAGAACUUGGUAUCAUUAACUAAUGACAAACUUAACCACGGUGUACUUAAAACUGUAUACAAAGACGAGGACUCAUUGAAACUUCCUGAUGAACUGAAGCAAAGAGUUUCUUUACCAGAUAUACCAUUAACACCGAGGGAAAGAGAAAUAUUAGAACAAACGAGUAAUCAUUCUUUUGAUACUGUUGACUGUAACCCUCCUUCAAAGCCACCUUUACCUGAUCGAUCAUGGUUAAAAAAGACUGACCAAAAUAAUUCUCCUCCUCCUUUGCCACCAAAGCGUCGUACUGGACAUAAUAACACCAAGCAUACCCUAUGCAACUUAUCUUUAGAACCAUUAAGCCUUUCUGAUAGAUCUUCAUCAAUAGGUUCGCUGGAUUCAAUUUUAAAUGAUGAUGAAGUUAAUAUUGUUAUGUGCAAUGAUGAUAGUUCUUUUUUAACUAAUGAUGCCAACCAUGUAUGUGGGUAUUGUAACUGUUCUUCCAGUUCUGCUUCAGUGGACCAAGGUAAUGAAAAACGAAUAUCUCCAUUUUCCGAGUAUCCACCUCAACAUACAAUGGUAGAAAAGAAAACUGCAUUUAUUCAUCAGGCAUCUAAUCAAGUUUGGACCCAUUCUAAAUCCACAACUAUACACCAAAUCACUAAUAGAACCGUAGUAUCAAACGAAAUUAAUUGUUCAAUAUCAAAUGAUGAAAUUCCACCACCGGUUCCAGAAAAAAAACGUAUAGUUAGACAAAGGCUGAGGUCUACUUAUGACAAUUUAUCUAUGGAUGAAAUGGCCACACAAUAUAACUUUCAUAGAAAUAACAGUCAUUGUAGUAUUCAAGCUUUAACACAUACUGCAUCACUUGAUAACCCUGCAGUCGAUCCUUCAAAUCCACCACCUUUACCAUUGAAAAAGAAACAUAUGUUUCAUUCGGUGGCCUAUUCGGUAAUGGCAUACAUGGAAAUGUUUGGAAAUUGUACACAUGGGAAUACUACGGAAUUUUUACGUCAUUCUGUUCAUACAUACACAAUGCUUCAUCAAAGUAAUUGGCAUUCACCUCAAAAGUAUCAGAGUGAAAUCCAAAGUUAUAGUGUUGAAAAUUCUUGUCAACAGUAUUACUUUACCAAUGACUCUGAUCCACCAGCAUUACCACCUAAACGUGGUAAAGUAAUGACAUCUCCUUAUAGAGAACUAACACCACCAAAUUCUCCAAAUAAAGUAUACAUAACUGAAGUUAUAUCAACUCCAAUUCAAACUCAGUGUUUAGAAAUUCAGGAUAUUACACCAAGUACUACUGAACAACCUUUACAAACUGAUAUUAGCGAAGUUAGCAUUAUGGAAGAAUUAAAUGUAUCUCAAUGGCUAGUAUUUAAAAAACCAGAAGAAGACGGACCACUUGUUCGAGGUGGACACGCAGAUGCUCUUGUAGUUCAUGCAACAAACGCAGUUAAAAAUGAUUUUAUGUAUCAAGAAGCGUUUUUAACAACAUAUAGGACAUUUAUAUCACCUUUAGAGUUAAUUCAAAAACUAUGCAUGCGACACCAAAGAUUCCAAAACUCUGGUGAUUUGAAUAGGCAACGAGCGGGUCGAGAAUCAUUUUCUUUGUUGGUUAGAGUAGUUAGUGAUUUAACUUUAACAGACUUAGAUAAUGAAGUGCUGCAAAUUCUUAUGGAAUUUGUGUAUCAACUAUUAUGUGCUGGAGAUUUAACUAUGGCAAAAGCACUUAGAGUGAAACUUUUGGAAAGGUAUCAGGCAAAAAUGGUGCAUAAUACUUCAAUAAAUGCCCUGUUACCAUCUCAAAAUAUAUAUACUCGUCAAGCUACUUUGUUAGACUAUAAGACAGAACUUAUUGCUGAACAAAUGACAAUGUUGGAUUCAGAACUGUUUAUGAAAAUUGAGAUACCGGAAGUUUUAAUUUGGGUUAAGGAACAAAAUGAAGAGCGUAGUCCAAAUCUCACAGAAUUUACAGAACAUUUUAACAAAAUGUCCUACUGGGCAAGAUCGCGCAUACUAGAACAAAAUGAAGCUAAAGAACGUGAACGUUAUGUUUUAAAGUUUAUCAAAAUAAUGAAAAGCUUAAGAAAGAUGAAUAAUUUUAAUUCAUAUUUAGCCCUUUUAUCUGCUUUAGAUAGUGCACCAAUAAGACGUUUAGAAUGGCAAAAAUAUAUAACUGAAGGAUUAAAAGAAUACUGUGCACUGAUUGAUAGCUCAUCAAGUUUUAGAGCAUAUAGACAAGCUUUAGCUGACACGAAUCCUCCUUGCAUCCCUUACAUAGGAUUAGUAUUACAAGAUUUAACAUUUGUACACAUUGGUAACAAUGAUUAUAUAUCAGAUAAUAUAAUAAAUUUUUCCAAAAGAUGGCAACAGUUUAAUAUUGUUGAAAAUAUGAAGAGAUUUAAAAAAGGAUGCUACAAUUUCAAGAAACAUGAUCAUAUCAUUGCAUUCUUUAACAAUUUUGAUGAGUUUUUAUGUGAAGAAGCCAUGUGGCAAAUCAGUGAAAGCAUUAAGCCAAGAGGAAGUAAAAAAACUACAUAA